Messenger RNA from Suillus fuscotomentosus, 4197 nucleotides. RefSeq lists its product as uncharacterized. The transcript is spliced from 12 exons. Bases 1 to 4197 code for a protein of 1398 amino acids. Gene Ontology annotation, molecular function: protein binding. The record is from RefSeq and is a predicted model, not a curated record. NCBI's taxonomy places the organism in Eukaryota, Fungi, Basidiomycota, Agaricomycetes, Boletales, Suillaceae.
AUGAAACGACCUUCCAAUCUAUUUCCCGCAACAACCAACCACUUCUCUCGCUUCUCCCAGUGCGUCACGCCUCAAGAAGCCGGUCAACGUGUUGGCCAUGCUUUGGUCAAGGGUAUUCAGCGCAUUCCAGAGGUUCUCUCUUCUCCCACCUACUUCUUGCACCCUCACUUCGCUUACAGAAAUCGACUACUCGUGAUGAAUAGAGAUCAUAGGGCAGCUCCUCCUCCGGAAGCCUGCGAGCCAACCGUUCGUGAAAGCUCAAGCCGACCCCAUGGUCGAGUCAAGCAGACUAUUCAGAAAUUUACGAAACGCGUCACCAAGAAGCUUCCUAAACUCUCCAAGGCUUCCCGUAGCAGCAUUCCUGCGGUACAGAAUGCGGACCUUCGAGAUACUUCGUUGAAUCAGAGCAUCCAGGACAUGCCACAUAAACUUCCUUUCACGCACGACAAGCAUCCCACCCCAGCUGAAAAUCCCAGCAGCCAAGGCGCAUCCGGAGAACCCGCUUCGAAGGUUGUCGACAUCUCCUCUGGCGUCGAGGAAACUCCUGGUCCCAAAUCACCUGAUGCUGAACUUCAGGGUGCCCACGAGGCUUCAGAACAUAUGAAAACAUUCGGGGGGCGUGCGCAGUCUGUGACAUCCGCCGCCGCGAACGCCCCAGCUGGUCUCGCUGCUGCAGAUGAUUUCCAGACCAAUUACCUCCAACCCCUGAAGAUUUUCGACAGCGUCAUUGCCAAGAUCGCAGAUGUGCAUCCAUAUGCAAAGAUGGCGUUAGGCGUGCUUUCUGCCGCAGCCAAAAUUAUUCUUGCUCAAGCGAAGCGGGACGAGUCGAUGGAUCGUCUUCUCCAGAAAUUAGAUGAAGUCUAUGGCUUCAUUACCAGAGACGAGAAUCUUUCCAAGGUCGAAUCGAUGCAUAAUGUCAUCGGAAAGAUUGCUCAGCAGACUCUUGAGUGCGCCCGUUUCAUCAGGGAAUACUCAGAGACGAAGAGCUUCUGGAAGAGGGUUGGUAAAAACAUCAUCAAGGAAACGGAUGAUAUCAUCACACAGUACAACGCCGCCUUGGACAGCCUUAUGCAGCAAUUUCGGGAUCAAGCGCUUCAGGACGCAGCUAUCUUCGUCCAGUUUGCGGGCGAUACCCUGGAUCUUGGGGAUAUCGCUUAUGCAAAGGGUGCAGGACUAAAUACCAAGAAACAGUGCCUACCAGGGACGCGCAAGGAGAUUCUUUCCCAAAUUACGGACUGGAUCAACGACAGCGGAGAUGCUGCUAAACGUAUGAUGUGGCUAUCUGGCCCAGCGGGCAAGGGCAAAUCAGCCAUCGCGCACACGAUCACCAACUGGUUCGAGGAAACGGGAGGUCUCGGUUCAUGUUUUUGUUUCGAUCGACACAGAGAAGCAGACCGUCGCCAUGAAAAGAUUUUCUCCACCAUCGCGCGCGAUCUUGCUGAUCGUGAUCCGGGAAUGAAACGAGCGUUAGCAAAUGCAGUCAAGAAUGCGACCUCGCUCAAGAAUACGACGGACGUCAUCCAGCAGUGGCGCAAGCUUCUCAUGGAACCGCUGAAGAAGUUUCCUGGGUCAAGCGUAGGGCCUGUCUUGAUCGUGAUCGAUGCGCUGGACGAGAGCGGCGGAAUAGAGACGCGGCAGGACCUUCUCCGGAUACUUGCGGGUAAACUUCAGAACCAAGGACUUCCCCAAAUCACCGAACUCCCUUCCAACUUUCGGAUUCUCGUCACCUCUCGCCCACUUCAUGAUAUCGAAAAGGAGUUUGAAGGUGCUGAUCAUAUUCUCCGGUUGUCCAUGGACGCUAUUCCAACAGACGUAGCGGAACACGACAUUCGCGCUUUUGUAUCCAACAAACUACAAGGGUUGCCGAAUUUUGGGCGCAAGCAGUUUGCAAACCUCGCUGCGAAAGCCGAUGGGCUUUUCGAGUGGGCACGUCUUGCAUGCGAAUACAUCAAGGAAGACCGUCCCGGGAUAAAUCGAAGGUCUCGCUUUGAGACCGUCGUGAAUCGCGAUCCUGGGAAGUGGGCAAACAAGCUGUAUGACAUGUAUCGGCUUAUUUUGACAGAGAUCUGGCAACGGGAUCGGUAUGACGAAGUCGAGUACCAGGAAGGACUGGCGGAGUUUCGUUCCGUGAUGGGACAAAUACUCGGCAUGGUCGAACCUCUGCCUUUGAAUUCCCUCACCGCCAUGCGGAACUGUUUUCCAAACCACAGCAAAGAUUACCAAGUGGACAUCGUACAGCAUAUGGGAUCCCUCCUCAGUGGCACAACGGACCCACGUAUUCCCGUCAGACCCCUUCACGCAUCCUUUCAAGAGUUUCUCGGAGACAAGUCAUCCAGCGGAGACUUUUUCGUUGAGAUCACGAAGGCGCAACAACACGACCUCGCAUUCGCGUCACUACGAGUGAUGGAAGAUGGCCUUCGCUUCAAUAUCUGCGAUUUGAAAUCAUCGUACCUCCCUAAUUCCCGAGACACAGAGCUGCCUCAACGAGUUAAAACAUCCAUUUCCCUACAUCUCUCCUAUUCCUGUCGAUAUUGGGCUACGCACAUCCAGAAAACGGACUUUGACGACGAGCUAGCAAGGGAAAUAAGAUCACUCUUCGAGGACGAGAGACUGAUGUUCUGGAUCGAAGCACUCGGGCUUCUCAGUGCAAUCAGUGGUGCAGUUAUCGUACUUCCACGCGUUGCCAAGUGGUUGCAGGGCCAUUCUGGAUACGAGGAUGUGCGGUCCGCCACGAUGGAUGUACAAAGAUUCAUGCAAGUGUUUGGCGGGAUGAUUUUGCACAGCACACCCCAUCUGUACUUAUCAGCGCUCCCGUUCUCUCCCGUCAACUCUAUCAUUGCCACCAAAUUUACGGCUAGGUUUCCGAAUAGCCUUCGUCUGGCAUCCGGCCGGGAUUUGAACUGGACGGUUGUGGAGGCCAUAAUGAGGGGGCACACUGGCGCGGUUUUGUCAGUCUCGUUCUCACCGGAUGGUACUCGCAUCGCGUCUGGUUCAUACGAUAAGACUGUGCGGCUGUGGAAUGCAGCGACGGGAGAGCCAUUGGGUGAGCCCUUGAAGGGGCACACUCGCGCGGUUUUGACAGUCUUGUUCUCACCGGAUGGUACUCGCAUCGCGUCUGGUUCGGACGAUAAGACUGUGCGGCUGUGGAAUGCAGCAACGGGAGAGCCACUGGGUGAGCCCUUGAAGGGGCACGCUGGCGCGGUUUCCUCAGUCUCGUUCUCACCGGAUGGUACUCGCAUCGCGUCUGGUUCAGACGAUAAGACUGUGCGGCUGUGGAAUGCAGCAACGGGAGAGCCAUUGGGUGAGCCCUUGAAGGGGCACACUGGCGCGGUUUCCUCAGUCUCGUUCUCACCGGAUGGUACUCGCAUCGCGUCUGGUUCAUCGGAUAAGACUGUGCGGCUGUGGAAUGCAGCGACGGGAGAGCCAUUGGGUGAGCCCUUGAAGGGGCACGCUGGCGUGGUUUUGUCAGUCUCGUUCUCACCGGAUGGUACUCGCAUCGCGUCUGGUUCGGACGAUAAGACUGUGCGGCUGUGGAAUGCAGCGACGGGAGAGCCAUUAGGUGAGCCCUUGAAGGGGCACACUGGCGCGGUUUCCUCAGUCUCGUUCUCACCGGAUGGUACUCGCAUCGCGUCUGGUUCGGACGAUAACACUGUGCAGCUGUGGAAUGCAGCGACGGGAGAGCCAUUGGGUGAGCCCUUGAAGGGGCACACUGGCGCGGUUUCCUCAGUCUCGUUCUCACCGGAUGGUACUCGCAUCGCGUCUGGUUCAUAUGAUAUCACUGUGCGGCUUAUGAAAGUGCUGCCAUCCCUGGAGUCAACGAAGCUGGAUCCCUUUACAUCUCCACUGCAUCAAAGUACCGCAUCUCCCACUCAAGAAAAUCAUAUUACGCCAACAUACACUUGUAACCAUCCCCCCAUUUCCUUCUCGCCCUGCCUGAAACACGCCUUGCCCAACCCCGCUGACUUGCUCGAACCCGCCUCUCAUCAUCAUUCUGAUUCAACCCCUUUCUUGCUGCAGCCUGAUGGGUGGAUCAUGGGACCCAGCCAUGAGCUUCUUUUCUGGGUACCUCCCGCUUCCCGACACCCGUUUUAUUCUCCUGACACUGCAAUGGUGAUCCCGAGAGGAGGCGUUGAGCUUGAUUUGAGCUGCAUGACACAUGGGACGCGCUGGUCGAGUUGCCGAGAUGCCUCCAUGUAA